Myzus persicae (green peach aphid) is the source of this 2332-nucleotide messenger RNA. RefSeq names its product sodium-independent sulfate anion transporter-like. The transcript has 12 exons. Gene Ontology annotation, cellular component: membrane. Gene Ontology annotation, biological process: transmembrane transport. The record is from RefSeq and is a predicted model, not a curated record. The coding region runs from base 536 to 2332 and encodes 598 amino acids. Gene Ontology annotation, molecular function: secondary active sulfate transmembrane transporter activity. Lineage: Eukaryota; Metazoa; Arthropoda; Insecta; Hemiptera; Aphididae.
UUAACGGUGUCUUAUAGUACAUUAUAAUGCGGAGUACGGUUAAUUGGUAAUACGUAUAGUAAUAUAUUAAUAACAUAGGUUAUUGCGACGUUUAUGUCAUUAUUAAUUUGGCGAUAGUAGCAACUUAUGAAAGAAAUCACAAGAUUGGUAUAUAUAUAUAAUAUGUGUAAGUACGGUUCAUAUUGUGUACGAGUUAUUUGACGAAGAAACCAAAUGAACACGGAUACAAAUUAUAACUGUUUUAUUCAUAAACUAUAAAAGUAUAAACUCGUUAUGUUGUUUUAUCUGUUCAUCCAUAAAGUAUUAACGACAAUGUAAUGUUAUAUAAUCACACAGGGCACAGUGGGCACACACCAAAAAAAAGUAUUAUAUCGACUGUUUCCACUUGUCUGCAGCAGUGUUUACCCGGACACCUGGCUGCUGUAACCGCACCUCACGACCAGUAAACGUACAACAAACGUACAACAAAACGUACAGAAAACGAUUGAUGCACGACGAUCAGUACAUCACCGGACCGAGGAUAUAAACCGCCAUCAUGGUGCACACAGGAUCUUGUGGCGACCGGCUACACUAUUUAUUGGUCAGCUAUUUGCCGAUACUGACAUGGAUGCCAAGGUACAAGAAGUCGGACAUGUUGUAUGACGCCGUGUCGGGUGUCACUGUCGCGCUCACGCUGAUGCCUCAAUCUAUAGCUUACGCGUCGCUGGCGGGAUUGGACCCACUCAUUGGAUUGUAUGCUGCAUGCUUCGGUAGCUUGAUGUACAUAAUAUUUGGAUCUGUACGUCAAAUUACUAUCGGGCCUACGUCUGUUGUUGCGUUGCUCACUUUCAACUACGUCAAUCCAGAGCUACCAGCUACGGCGGUUAUUCUCUGCUUUGUGUCAGGCAUUGUCGAGCUCGUCUGUGGACUUUUCCGCUUAGGAUUUGUCGUGGAAUUCGUAUCGAUGCCAGUGACGGGUGGAUUUGUAUCGGCUGCAGCUAUUCUUAUGGCUUCCUCACAAUUAAAAGGAUUGUUCGGAAUAUCUUAUAAGGCCAAAAACUGUUUGGAGAUGUGGAUAAAGUUUGUUGAAAACAUUGAAAAUUUUCGAAUAGCAGACACCUCUAUGGGACUGAUAUGUAUCUUCGUGCUGGUAGGAUUGCAGAGCUUAAAAUACAUAAAAGUCAACGCUAAAGGAAUGAAAGCAAAAUCUUUUUCGGUGAUUUUGUUUUUAUUGACAACUGGAAGCAAUGUUCUCGUAGUCAUCGUAUCGUCGACAAUCGCAUAUUUUUCAAUCCGACAAGGCCAGUCACCAUUAGUAUUGACAGGUACCAUAGCUAGUGGCAUACCACAAUUUCGGUUACUGUUUUUGGACUACGAAAACGAAGACGAGAAGUUUACCUUUUUCGAAGGUUUGUCCAGGUUAUGGCCUGGUGCGAUCGUCGUGCCGUUGGUGUCGAUUUUGAGUACAGUUUCAGUCGCUAAAGCAUUUAGCGGUGGAAGAGUAGUUGAUGCGUCACAAGAGAUGAUAGCGUUGGGAUUCUGUAAUAUUUUUGCCUCGUUUAUGGGAUCUAUGCCCGUAGCGGGAAGUAUGUCCAGGUCUGCUCUUAAUCAUACCACCGGUGUUCGUACAACGUUCAGCUCAAUAUUUACAACUAUAUUAGUCAUGUUGUCGUUGUGGUUUUUGACACCACUUCUGUAUUACAUACCCAAGUCAAGUUUGUCUGCUGUCCUCAUAUGUGCGGUGACUUCAAUGUUUCGAUAUGACAUGGCAAUUUCGUUAUGGAAAACCAAUAGACGUGAUUUAAUACCGUUCACCACCACGUUCGUCUCGUGUUUGAUAUUCGAUGUUGAGCUUGGACUUCUGUUCGGCAUCUGUGUCGACUUGUUGUGCGUGCUCUAUCGCAGCGCUAGACCAUCGAUUUCCAUCGAAAAAGAAACUAACUCGGGUUACGUGAAAUGGGUGGUUAGGCCUAGCAGCGGGCUACUGUUUCCGGCUGUGGACUUUAUGCGACAGCGGAUCAUUGCUGAGAUGUCGUCAACGGAACGCUCGAACAAACCGAAACUCAUAAUCGUGGACUGCGUACAUUUCGACAAGACCGACUUCACUGCUGCCCAAGGAAUCAAAUCGUUGAUAAAUGAACUGAAAUCCGAGUCAUGUCAAUUAGAACUGAUGAACGCCAAGGAAUGUGUAGCGGCUAUACUGGAAGCUACGCUGAACGUUAAAAUCUUGUCGAUGGUUCAGCUUCAAGAUUCUAUCAAGAAAUUUAAUUUUAUUCAACCUGAUCUCAAUGGAACUGAAUCAAUGACAUCACACGAGAUGAAAAUGAAAACUAUUUGUGAAUGUAAAGCGUGA